Penicillium bovifimosum is the source of this 1110-nucleotide messenger RNA. Its product is annotated as phospholipase D regulator. The record is from RefSeq and is a predicted model, not a curated record. Gene Ontology annotation, cellular component: fungal-type vacuole; cell periphery. The coding region runs from base 1 to 1110 and encodes 369 amino acids. The transcript has 3 exons. Gene Ontology annotation, biological process: positive regulation of catalytic activity. NCBI's taxonomy places the organism in Eukaryota, Fungi, Ascomycota, Eurotiomycetes, Eurotiales, Aspergillaceae.
AUGGACAGCUCCAAAGAGGGUGCUACAGAGCGCAUCAACGAAAGGCUCGCAGAGAAGAUCCCGCCGCCUAUCCCAGAGUCAUCAGUGUUGCCAACGAAUCCAACGGUUGAUACGGAAUCCGCGGUUCGCAACGGAGCCUCCAAUCCAGCACUUGCGUCUGCCGGCCAGGCAGAAGACGGACUCACCUAUUCCCAAGUCGGCCCGCGAACUCUACCAGCCUGGAUACAUUCAGUUGAGGAGACCGAGGAGGAUGGCCAUGAAGCUACAGCAACCGACCGCUUACUCCCUUCCCAACCCGACGACGCAUUUGUCGCCCAGCACAAUCACUCGCCUUACGCGUCAUCCAAGCCCCAAUCUACUCGCUCAACCACUAAUGGUCUAUUUGAGGAUUCCUCACCACCUCUCAAUCGCGAAUCGCGUUGGGUCACAUUCUCACGAACCAUCCAAUAUCCGCGAGAACCCGGUAGAGAGGAACAGCAUGUUACGUCGGACUGGCUGAACGAGAACCAUGGCGAUUACUUGCAACCAUGGCGAGGAAAGCACUUGGAGGGCGAUAGUCCGGAGUAUCCGUUACACAGUGGAGGCCGAAGGGAGAUUUGGACCAAGCGCUUCAUGAACACGCUUUUGCGCAGCCCAAUAGUACCAAUGAUUCUUCGAAUGACCGUUUGGAGCUUCUCGCUCUCUGCGCUGGCAUUGGGAGGAUCGAUUCAGCACAUGGCUAUUGAAGGGCAGCACCCCCAGGGCCCAUCUGCGCUGAUGGCAAUUAUCGUUGAUGCCGUUGCCCUGGUUUACUUGGUCUAUAUCACAUGGGAUGAAUACACGUCAAAGCCAUUGGGUCUGCGCUCCCCAUCGGCUAAAGCGCGUCUCAUACUCCUUGACAUCUUUUUCAUCGUGUUCGAUUCUGCCAAUCUGAGUUUGGCAUUUGCUUCGCUUUCCGAGGUGACAGGAUCUUGCACUGAGGCGGAGGUCAAUCAAGCGAUCGACCCUCGAAAUGAUGGGAUUUGUGUGAGGCAAAAGGCACUUGCCUCUGUACUACUUGUCGCUCUCUUGGCUUGGCUUAUGACUUUUUCGAUCAGUGUCCUCAGACUCGUCGAAAGAGUGACACAGUGA